This is a messenger RNA of Eptesicus fuscus (big brown bat), 2484 nucleotides long. RefSeq names its product fibroblast activation protein alpha (gene FAP). Gene Ontology annotation, molecular function: serine-type endopeptidase activity; dipeptidyl-peptidase activity. The record is from RefSeq and is a predicted model, not a curated record. Lineage: Eukaryota; Metazoa; Chordata; Mammalia; Chiroptera; Vespertilionidae. Gene Ontology annotation, biological process: proteolysis. The transcript has 24 exons.
AUGUAGACAUGGUUAAAAAUCGUAUUCGGAAUUGCCACUUCUGCUGUGCUUGCUUUAUUGGUGAUGUGCAUUGUCUUACGUCCUUUGAGAGAUCAUAACUCUGAAGGAAAUAAUACAACAAGAGCACUCACACUGAAAGAUAUUUUAAAUGGGACAUUUUCUUAUUGGACAUAUUUUCCAACUUGGAUUUCAGGACAAGAGUAUCUCCAUCAAUCUACAGAUAAUAACAUAGUAUUUUAUAAUAUUGAAACAGGAGAGUCAUAUACCAUUUUGAGUAAUACCACCAUGCUUUGGCGAUACUCUUAUACAGCAACAUAUCACAUCUAUGACCUUAGGAAUGGAGAUUUUGUAAGAAGAAAUGAGCUUCCGCGUCCCAUUCAGUAUAUUUGCUGGUCACCUACUGGGAGUAAAUUAGCAUAUGUGUAUCAGAACAAUAUCUAUUUGAAACAAAGACCAGAAAACCCACCUUUCCAAAUAACAUAUAAUGGAAAAGAAAAUAAAAUAUUUAAUGGAAUCCCAGACUGGGUUUAUGAAGAGGAAAUGCUUGCUACAAAAUAUGCUCUCUGGUGGUCUCCAAAUGGAAAAUUUUUGGCAUAUGCAGAGUUUAAUGAUACAGAAAUACCAGUUAUUGCCUAUUCCUAUUAUGGUGAUGAGCAAUAUCCUAGGACAGUAAAUAUUCCAUACCCAAAGGCUGGAGCUAAGAAUCCUGUUGUGCGGAUAUUUAUUGUCGAUACCACUUACCCUGAGCAUGUAGGUCCCAUAGAAGUGCCAGUUCCAGCAAUGAUAGCCUCAAGUGAAUAUUAUUUCAGUUGGCUCACGUGGGUUACUGAUGAACGAAUAUGCUUACAGUGGCUAAAAAGAAUUCAGAAUGUUUCAGUCUUGUCUAUAUGUGAUUUCAGUGAAGGCUGGCAGACAUGGGAUUGUCCAAAGACCCAGGAGCAUAUAGAAGAAAGCAGAACUGGAUGGGCUGGUGGAUUCUUUGUUUCAACACCAGUUUUCAGCUAUGAUUCUACUUCAUACUACAAAAUAUUUAGCGACAAGGAUGGCUACAAACAUAUUCACUAUAUCAAAGACACCGUGGAAAAUGCUAUUCAAAUUACAAGUGGCAAGUGGGAGGCCAUAAAUAUAUUCAGAGUAACACGGGAUUCACUGUUUUAUUCUAGCAAUGAAUUUGAAGGUGUCCCUGGAAGAAGAAAUAUCUACAGAAUUAGCAUUGGAAGCUAUCCUCCAAGCAAGAAGUGUAUUACCUGCCAUCUAAGGCAAGAAAGGUGCCAAUAUUACACAGCAAGUUUCAGUGACUACUCCAAGUACUAUGCACUCGUCUGCUAUGGCCCAGGCCUCCCCAUCUCCACCCUUCAUGAUGGCCGCACUGAUCAAGAAAUUAAAAUCCUGGAAGAAAACAAGGAAUUGGAAAAUGCUUUGAAAAAUAUCCAGCUGCCUAAAGAGGAAAUAAAGAAACUUGAAGUGGAUGAAAUCACUUUAUGGUAUAAGAUGAUUUUUCCUCCUCAAUUUGACAGAUCAAAGAAGUAUCCCUUGCUAAUUCAAGUGUAUGGUGGUCCCUGCAGUCAGAGUGUAAGGUCUGUGUUUGCUAUUAGUUGGAUAUCUUAUCUUGCAAGUAAGGAAGGAAUAGUCAUUGCCUUGGUGGAUGGUAGAGGAACAGCUUUCCAAGGUGACAAACACCUGCAUGCAGUGUAUCGAAAGCUGGGUGUUUAUGAAGUUGAGGACCAGAUCACAGCUGUCAGAAAAUUCAUAGAAAUGGGUUUCAUUGAUGAAAAAAGAAUAGCCAUAUGGGGCUGGUCCUACGGUGGUUAUGUUUCAUCACUGGCCCUUGCAUCCGGAACUGGUCUUUUCAAAUGUGGGAUAGCGGUAGCUCCAGUCUCCAGCUGGGAAUAUUAUGCAUCUAUCUACACGGAGCGAUUCAUGGGUCUCCCAACAAAGGAUGAUAAUCUGGAGCACUAUAAAAAUUCAACUGUGAUGGCAAGAGCAGAAUAUUUCAGAAAUGUAGACUAUCUUCUCAUCCACGGAACAGCAGAUGAUAAUGUGCACUUUCAAAACUCAGCACAGAUUGCUAAAGCUCUGGUUAAUGCACAAGUGGAUUUCCAGGCAAUGUGGUACUCGGACCAGAACCAUGGCAUAUCCGGCCUAUCCACAAAGCACUUGUACACCCACAUGACCCACUUCCUGAAGCAAUGUUUUUCUUUGUCAGACUGAAAACGGUGCUGAUACAAGCCGGUAUCACCAUCUGAACACGUCAGAUAAACGCCUCAGACUGUUUGCUUGUGUUACUCUUUAUGCUGUUAAAUGUUGGUGUAAACAAACAAGGGAAUGUUGUUCGAAUGGCUGGCAAAAAAAUUAGGUGGACUCGGGGGUUCAAUGGAAAUAUCGUUUACAUUUUUCUGUUACUCUGUGGAAGAAGAGAAAAGGGAGCCAUGCCUUUUGCUUCAGACACAGUAUUUUAGCACCUGUUUGAGGGGAAAAUAAAGU